Messenger RNA from Hydatigera taeniaeformis, 417 nucleotides. The record is from the annotation of a GenBank genome assembly. Lineage: Eukaryota; Metazoa; Platyhelminthes; Cestoda; Cyclophyllidea; Taeniidae.
AUGGCAGAUAAGGCGAAGUGGACAAGGAGUCUGCACUAUAAUAAUCAAUCUUUCUCUCUCAAUAUCGAGGUGAACGAUAGGCCCUCUCAUUGGAUUAUAAAUUACAUAUUUGAGAUACUCAUUCGAGAGCGUUUUGGGUACAGAAAUAUUAAUUUUAUUUACACUCCGUGGGAUUCUUCCUUGGAUGCCAUCAAUCGUCUCAACUGUGAAAAGUCCAACGACUGUUCUCGUCCCCCACCCAUUCAUGUGAAUCUGGAAUUGUGGCUUCGCACUGGAGAGCAAGUUUCGGAUCAUGCGCCUUCACAUCGCGUAAAUAUGAAUGGACCACUUGGUCCGAUAACCCGAUGGGGCCUCUACACCAAUGAGGAAUUAUUGACUCGUCAGUCCCCGGUAUGCUUCUACUUUCCGAUUCACUAA